AUGCCCCCUCCGCCUCCGCCGCCGCCGCCAAUGCCUGCGAUGGGCGGCCCUCCUCCGCCUCCUCCACCGCCAGGAGGUCCUCCUGGAGCUGGCAAUCUACCUGCGAGACCACCACCAGGAGGCAGAGGCGCUCUCCUCUCCGACAUCACGAAAGGCAAGGCUCUCAAGAAAGCCGUUACGAACGAUAGAUCUGCGCCGAUAGUUGGGGGUUCCUCUGGCGGCGGUUCCUCCGGAGGACCGCCUCUAGGAGGUGCGCCUCCGGUCCCAGGCUUUGGUGGUGCUCCUAAACCUCCCGGUGGUCUUGCUCCUCCGGUGCCCGGAAAUCGAGCUAGAAGUAAUAGCGACCAGAGCGGGCGAGAAAGCGCGCCUGCACCGCCCACACAGGCAGCACCACAACUAGGGGGACUCUUUGCGGGAGGUAUGCCGAAACUGCGGAAGACUCGUGGCGCUGUUGAUACCGGUGCUUCUAUGGACUCGUCGUAUCUAUCGGAUCCCGAGAGCAAUGUGCGGUCAUCCUCUGCGCCGAAGCCACCCACAUUCGGAGCACCAAAACCUCCUGGCGGUGCGGCGCCGGCUCCGCCGGGAAGGCCGCCUCUACCUCCUCCCAACGCCGCGCCGGCCCUGCCGCCAUCCAUUGCCAACUUGCGCAAGACGCCCAGCGAUCUACCCCGGCCAGGCUCUUCAGCAUCGAUGAAAGGGCCUCCACCUCCUAUAGGCAAGAAGCCGCCACCACUGCCAGCAUCCCGGAAGCCCUCUACUACGCCUAGCCAUCCACCUCCAUUACCUGGAUCGCCAGCUCCAGGAGCACCCCCUCCACCACCUCCAUCGUCUGCUCCAGCACUUCCGUCCGCACCCCCCUCAGCGCCGCCGCCACCCCCUGCUGCUGCUGCUCCCAGAGCUCCAGCACCAUCGCCUCCGUCGAGGUCCCCAGCACCUCCACCUCCUCCACCGGCCUCAAACGGACCUUCGCCGCUGGCAAUGCAAGCCGCUUUACGAGCAGCCGGACAAGCAUCUCCAAGUGCUGCUCCACCGCCUCCCCCAUCAGCGGCUCCCUCGCCCCCCGCCUCCGCACCUCCUCCACCAGCAGCACCCCCUACGAGGGCCCGUGCUGGUUCCGGUCUACGAUCUUCUAUGCUAGAUCCAAGCGCCUUCACUCUUGCUCCCAAUGGUGCAAAGAGUCCAAGCCCUACUCGAACAAACACGAUGAGCAGUCUCAAUGUCGGCGGUGGGGGCCAACGAUACAUCGUACAAGAUCCUCGAUGGAAGUUCCAGGAUGAUGCCAUGUUGCCAAAGCCAAGGGACUUUGUAGGCGGUCCCAGACGAUACAGAGCCGGCAGAGGUAGCAGUGUUCCUCUUGAUCUCAGCGCCCUAUAA
Molecule: messenger RNA, 1374 nt
Organism: Colletotrichum fioriniae
Lineage: Eukaryota; Fungi; Ascomycota; Sordariomycetes; Glomerellales; Glomerellaceae
Molecular function (GO): actin binding
Source: RefSeq, a predicted model, not a curated record